AUGACUUAUCCAUCGCCAAAACGGCGGCGUAUAUCCCAAACUAGCGACUACCUCUCAUUCUUAAGCGAUGAAGUUUUAUUGCAUAUCCUAUCUUACCUACCGAUACCCGCUUUGCUAAAAUGUCAGAGAGUGUCCCGUCGCUUCCACACUUUAGCCGGAGACUCGGAGCUAUGGAAGCGACAGUAUUAUUCUCGAUGGGUACGACCUCGAGCACGUCGCUUACCGAGAGUGAGACGUGCCACCCCUCAACUUUCGAGGCUUGAAUACUCGCCUAAAGUAUCUACGUGGCUUGACCACAGUCAUCUGGCAAGAGAAGGCAGCAAUACAAAUUGGAAAAAACAAUAUCGCCUUAGACACAAUUGGUCCAAGGGGAUAUGCCGUGUAACCGCAGUUGAGUUGCCUCAAUCUCCACAACCACCAAUCUUGGUACAAUUUUGUGCUGGGCUUGUGUUUGUAGCAGAUUCCGCUCAUGGGCUUAGAGUUUGGCACGCGGACAAUACAAACUCUUGCUUAGCAAGUGUACCUUUCACGAACGCCACCACACAAGCAUCUAUAGUACCCACGUCAUUAAAAGCAACUUACUGUUCACAGCAAAAUGUGGCCAGAAUUGCUGUCGGAUUUAAAAGCGGUUGUUUUAGUGUGUAUAACAUGGACAUUAGAGCCUUACGAUUGAAGUUGGGACUCACGUACACUACUUCCACUGAUCGGGCAAUAACAGGGAUGGCUCUGUCAUUCCCGUAUAUCUUAAUGGUAUCCCAAUGCAAUGUGCUAUCGUUAUUUGGUAUCCAAACUAUCAAUGAGAACUCGGACCACAAUCCCGUCGAAUUGAUGGAGAAGGCCUACAUCCUUGCAACACUCAAAGCCGAAAGCAUAUUGGCGCCCAUGUCAUUGUCUGUGCGUGUUGCAGGCUCAGAAAUCAUAGCUUCCAUAGCGUACAGCUUUUACCACAUCGGUUGUGGUUGGUCCAUAGGGGUACAAGAACUACAUUUCAAUAGAGGCGGCCAGCAGAUCAGCUCGCGACUCACAACCACAGUGGACUGUCAAUAUGGUGCGAUACCGUUACGCCCCUCUAGCCGGGUAUCAGACGAGCAACAACUUUCACUGAGCAGUGAUCUGUAUGAGUGGCCUACUGGGCCAUCGAUUUUACAUCGACAGCCUCCAACUUCGAUCUCCUAUUCGCACCCGUACCUCUUGACCUCUCACGCAGACAACACCUUGACUGUGUACCUUGUUGUUUCUACAACAACAAAUCUUCAUGUCAAAGGCGGCCAGAGACUCUGGGGCCACACCACGUCGGUUGCAGCCGUACAAGUCGGUGAUCACGGUAAAGCAGUAUCUGUUAGCUCUCGUGGUGAUGAAAUUCGAAUAUGGGAACUCGAGCCAUUGAUCUCUUAUUUCGGAACGCAAAGGAUAUUAGAGGAAAAAAGCAUCCAAGUUAGCCCUGAGAACAAGCAAUGUCGGAAGUAUGAGAACUUCGGUGUAUUAUCAGGAGUCUCUCGUUGCGAGGUCAGUGGGGAUCAGUCCUCUUCUCUGGAAAGGUCAUACGAAUUGGACGGGAUACGAGGCUGCAUUGGAUUUGAUGAUGAGCGUGUGCUUCUGCUACGAGAACGGAAUAUCGGAAACCAACUUCUAGAAUUAUAUGACUUCACAUGA
Molecule: messenger RNA, 1653 nt
Organism: Aspergillus caelatus
Lineage: Eukaryota; Fungi; Ascomycota; Eurotiomycetes; Eurotiales; Aspergillaceae
Product: WD domain protein
Exons: 2
Coding region: 1-1653 (550 amino acids)
Molecular function (GO): protein binding
Source: RefSeq, a predicted model, not a curated record